CCAAAAAGCGCCGAGCAAGACACCGCAGCAAGCCCCACAGCACGACGUACGAAAUAUCCGCCCAGACAGAUCCACCCACUUUCGUUGUCUGACACGAUGCAGAUGGCGUCCAACGAAUGGCGUCUACUACUUCGGGGAAGGGAGCAAAAGUCGGUUGGGGUGAUGGUGGGAAGGAGCAGUCGCCGAUGAGACAUCAGGUGAGAGGCAUCACAUCACAUCAUAUUAUCACACCUACAUGCCAUGCAGAGCGUGUCUGUCUGGUGUGUUCCGUUGGCUUCUGCACAAUCAGAGCACACUCCGUCAGCUCCAGGCGCGAAAGACAUUGGACGAUAGUGCCUCUUCAAAGAUCGGCAGUGCACGUGAGCCACCGUACGUAAGGCACACCAAAUCACUGCUCUUCAUGCUAUUGGCGAUAGGCAGUCUAUGAUGAGCAAAUUAUGGGCGCAACACCCGUUCCCGAGGUGGGUUGGAUAAGACGCACAAAACAUAUCCCCGAAGCAGCUCACGCAAUUGCCUUCAUGUCUCCAGGAAGCCUCGUCGAAGGACCUGAGGGAACAGAGAAUGAGGGAUCUCCAGGGCACACUGAGAGGCUUUGUAGACGUCGGGGGCAUUCUCGGGAGAAGAUGGCUUGCGGUACGCUGACUUGUCAAUGACUCACACAUGCGUACCCAAGGACGAUUACACGGACCUCACCAAUCCACCCAUUAUCGAGAGCGGUGUGUGUGUCCCCCGUGCGUCUUAGGUGGUAUUGGUGACUCCUGCUUCUGGCGAGGGCGCUCAUUACUACCUGAGGUUCUUCGCAAACGAAAGAAAAGCCGCAAAGGCGGGGCCGUUAUCGGAGGAAAGCAAAGCCAGGUAAAUAGAGCCACCAUCAUGUUAACAACAAGAAAAUACCAGACGGACGGUGGCUGUGCAAUUGUGCAAUUUUCAGCGAUAUCAACGCAAGACACAUAAAGGACAUCAGGAUGUCGCCGCGUUCUGAUGGCGAGUUCACGCUCCUCGUCGACAGGAAGGGCACCGGCGCGUCUGACGAAACCAUCCGGCUGCAAUGCCCAGACGUACGCGUGGGUAUACGUGCCCUACUUACUGUACACGGUGAUACACGAUAAUGGCAGACAUUCACUUGUCUGUGUGUGUGUGUGUGUGUAUACGCUGAUGGGCAGAGAGCUGAGCGUGACAGAUGGGUACACGGACUGUCCCUGUUUCUGAAAGAGCUGUCCGAGGGCACAGAGGUCAGAAAGAGGGAUAGUGGCAGGUCGAGAAGCGUGGAGAGACGUCAGUAGCUAGG
This is a messenger RNA of Vitrella brassicaformis, 1288 nucleotides long. NCBI's taxonomy places the organism in Eukaryota, Vitrellaceae. The record is from the annotation of a GenBank genome assembly.